This is a messenger RNA of Eurytemora carolleeae, 2041 nucleotides long. Its product is annotated as gamma-aminobutyric acid type B receptor subunit 1. The record is from RefSeq and is a predicted model, not a curated record. Gene Ontology annotation, cellular component: membrane; G protein-coupled receptor heterodimeric complex. Bases 648 to 1220 code for a protein of 190 amino acids. Gene Ontology annotation, molecular function: G protein-coupled GABA receptor activity. The transcript is spliced from 7 exons. NCBI's taxonomy places the organism in Eukaryota, Metazoa, Arthropoda, Copepoda, Calanoida, Temoridae. Gene Ontology annotation, biological process: gamma-aminobutyric acid signaling pathway; G protein-coupled receptor signaling pathway.
UUCAUGAAUGUUCAUGGCCUUUCAUGAUCUUUCAUGAUCUUUCAAGACAUUGUUUAAAUCAUGAAUUUUUAUUAUCUUUUACAAUUUUUGAUGACUAUGGAUGACCUUGAAUUACCUUGAAUGGCCUGGAAUGAUCUGCAAUGAUAUGCAAUGACCUACAAUGACCUGUAAUGACCUGUAAUGACCUGGAAUGACCUGGAACGACUUAAAAUGAUCUGUAUUGAUCUGCAAUGACCUGUAACGACCUGUAAUGACAUGGAAUGGCCUGAAACGACCUGUAAUAACCUGUAAUGAUCUGCAAUGACCUGAAAUGACCUGUAAUGACCUGCAAUGACCUGUUAUGACCUUAAAUGACCUGUAACGACCUGCAAUGACCUGCAAUAACCUGGAAUGACCCUUGUGCACUCUAGACUCAGGUAGUUCCCUGGAAGCUGUGGAGUAUAGUCGCCUGCUUGGUUGGAGUAGAUGCUCUUUUCCUUUCUAUCUGGCAGAUAGUGGAUCCACAAAACAAGCAGAUACACAAGUUUGACACCUACGACUCCCAGAAUAGCGGCGAGGAUGUGAAAUAUGAACCUCAAGUCUGGGUUUGCAGAUCUGAUUAUCAUAAUAUAUGGCUAGGGAUCACUUACGCAUAUAAGGGACUCCUCAUGAUACUUGGACUCUUCCUGGCUUAUGAAACAAGGAGUGUAAAGGUGAAGCAGAUUAAUGACAGCCGACUGGUCGGGAUGUCGAUCUACAAUGUCGCUGUCCUCUGUAUUAUAACGGCCCCCGUCACUCUUGCUAUCGCUGACAAACCGAACUCGACCUUUGCAUUCGUGGCUCUCGCCAACGUCUUCUGCUGCUAUCUGUCAAUGGCUCUGGUUUUUGUUCCAAAGAUACUGUUCAUUAUCCGGCAUCCUGGACACGAUCCUAGGGAGAGGGAAGACGAGGAUGAAAAGAAAAAGGUUGAGCAAGAGAACAAGCUGAAGUUGAUCCUGAAGGAGAACGAGGACCUACAGAAGGAUAUUGCUGAUAAGGAUUAUAAGAUCGGGUUGUUGCGGAAGCACCUGACGAUGAGGAUGGAGGAGGCAGAGAGGGAGGCCAAGGAGAAAAUGGCCAGGAACGGGAGCUGUAGGCUCAGGGGUAACUCAGAUCUAUCCAGACAAGAGUCCCUUAGGGGCAUCACAGUACUCAGGGGUCAAGUGCCCGGUCUAGGGACUACAGCAGAAUCAUAUUUGUAAAUUUGUCCCUUUCUUUGAUAUUUCUUUAAAUAUUUAUAGAUGUUAUAAUUUAUACGUAAUAUCCUCACAGGGUUACCCACUAAUGAAGGACAUUAAAGACGACUUUACAGAUGCAAGAUGCUAUUCUUUGCUAUACAUCAGUUAAAAGUAUCUAAGAUGUUUUUUAUUACAAUGCGGAUAAUCCUGUUUUAAAAAAAUAAACUGUACCCAACCACAAAUAUUUAAAAAUUGAAUAUUUGAAAUCAUGCCAAAAUUUAUAUCUGUCGUUGAAAAAUGUAUUGGUUUAAAAAAAUCACUAAUUAUUAUUGUUGUUGAAGUUGCACAAAAGAUAAGAAUAAACUCCCAGACCCGAAAAACUUUUACGUAAAAAAUGACCUCAAGAAAGUUUGAAAAGUUGAUGGCUAGUUCCCUAAAAAAACGAAACCAAACCAAACAAAUAAUGUCAUUAUUUAUUAACCCUAUCCAUUCCGUUCACUCAUUCCUUUCCUUCCCUUACCUUACCUUCCUUCUCCCUCUCCUUACCUUCCUUCUCCCCCUCCUUACCUUCCUUCACCCCCUCCUUUCCUUCCUUCACCCCCUCCUUACCGUACUUCUUCCCUCCCAUCUUCCCCUUCUACUCCCCACAUACUCCUAAAUUUUGCACAAAUGCAUUUUAAUUAUUUUUUAAUUAUAAACCAAAAUUAUAAAUUAAUUGUUCUUUAAACGUUUUGUUAACAUAAGUUAUUCCGAAACAAAAAUUCAAUUUCUUUAUCAACCUGUAAUAUAAAACUAUUUAAUUUAUAUCUUUGUAACCCGUAAAUAUAUGUUAUUUUGUUUCUUGA